This is a messenger RNA of Colletotrichum orchidophilum, 2337 nucleotides long. RefSeq lists its product as uncharacterized. The transcript is spliced from 4 exons. NCBI's taxonomy places the organism in Eukaryota, Fungi, Ascomycota, Sordariomycetes, Glomerellales, Glomerellaceae. The coding region runs from base 1 to 2337 and encodes 778 amino acids. The record is from RefSeq and is a predicted model, not a curated record.
AUGCACCGAUUCCCCUCCUUGAACACCAGCAUCGUAUUUCGGACGCCCUCUUGGAGUCGCGACGACGGGAGCCCGACGAGUGCGUCCAGUCCAAUCAUUCGCUGCAAUCCCCGCAAUGAGGUCUUUCGGCGCUUCUCCGAUGACGCGGCAGAAGACGAGGGCGGAGUCGACCGGACGACGUUUGAAAAAGCCGAGACAGCGUACAAGAACGCCGUGAAGUCUCUUCAGUCACAUCUUGACAAGGAGGAGGUCGCGACAGUCUUACCGAAAGGCACCGCCGGCAAGCACAGUGACCCCAAAUCAGAACUUCACCGGAUUGCUUGGGACAUACAAAGGACCAAGGAGGCGAGGCUAGGGGAGGGAAAGACUAAGAAACUGAUUGAGUGUUUGGAUCACUACCACGGAGUCUUUGAUAUUCUGUCGCAGGCAGAGUUCUCAGGUCUACCGUUGAUCUGGGGCGGUCUGAAGUUUGUACUCCUGGUAGGCGCUUCCCGCUCCCACCGAGACGACAGUCUUACUUACAAGGGCCAGGUAACGAAGAACAAUUCCAACGUCCUCUCCAAAGUAGUCGAUGUGAUGAUCGACAUUGGGCGGGAUCUGGAAAGGAUACGAGGGUAUACUGCAUUGUAUCCGACUCCACGGAUGCUUGAGUUCUCGGCCGAAUUGUACGCGGCGAUUGUUGAGUUUCUGGAAAAGGUUAUUAAAGAUGUGAAGAAUGCAGAAAAGAAUAUUUUCAAGCGCGCGAUGACGACCUUCCUACAGCCCUUUGAGAUCCGCUACGGAGAACUUGUGGCGAAGAUGAAGAAAACACAAAGGCAUAUCCGCGAGGACGCAGAGCUAUGUUUCCACGUUAGACAGGCAAUGACGAACCACGCAAUAGACAGAUACCGGACGGUACUGCCGCUUCAAAGGCAGGCGAUGCACCAAGCCUUUAAAUCCGUCGCCGAAAGCCCGACAGCAGAUCUGUUUCAAGCGAUACGGAAGAAUUUGUUCAAGAAUUUCGAAGUCCAAGCCGGAUUCCACCAGGAAUUGCAGGCCACUUACGAGGUCACGACAUCAAAGGCGUGGAUCGAGUGGUUCAGGAUGGAGCAGAAAUACGUCCCCUCGGGAUACUCCCAGGAGACAAAAGUGAUACAGGCAGAGUGCGACGCCCCCGAUCCGCAGCAUGCUUUGGUCUGGAAGAAACAGCAACGCAAAUUCGCGUCGCAUGUCCCGUCGGCGUACUUGAUCUGGACGCGCGGCAUGACUGCACAGUCGGCGAUAGCAUCGCUCGUGGACCAGAUACUAGUGCAGAAGACGGAGGUCAUGAUAGACGCCGGGAUUGACUUGGAUCAAUUCAAGGAGGCCAACAACAACGUGGCAUCUCUGUGGAAAUUCUUCCUCUACCUUACAAGGGUUCUCGGAGGUUGCAUGGUUUACAUCACCAUCGGAUCUGUCGGCGAACAGGAGUUUGCCAUCGUUGGUAAGUUCGUUCGAAUGGCGAAGAGCUGGAAGGGACCGCCUAUCAACGUGACGCUCAUUCAUCCGUUCAACGAUAACUUUGCAAGGACGGAUGACGUCGUAAACCUUGACGACAAGUACGAUGUACACCCGCGACUCACGACGACGGACGCGAUGCACCACGUGCUGCUUUUGGAAACCAAUCCCCAGCGGAAGAUCUCGGACACGAUCCGGAGCCUUUUGUGGGAGACCGUCUGGCGAGAGGUGCGGUACGCCGUCAUUGGCAUCGCACUCACACAGGUCAUAGAGAAGGUACAUCUCGCAGCUGAGAAGGUCACCCGGGAAGCGCCGGUCAGAGGCACAUCGUCUCUAUCAGAUGCGGAUAUCAAUCGAUGGGUCGCUGUGGUCGGAAGGUGGACGGCAGCCACCUGGUCCAUGAACAGCAUGCGAGAGCAGAUCCAGCGGCACAUUGACAUUGUCGACAUUCAUCUCCCGCCUGAAAGGAAGAAGAGGCUGGAGAGCAAAUUAAGUUUGCUGGUUUUUGAGCAAGACGCGGAACUCGGCUCGCAACUUACGUUUGCGCAACGGGAGGCAAUAUGGGUCGACGUCCAGGAAGCCAUCAAGCCUGGGACAGCUGAAAUGUUUUGCACCAAGAUAGAGGAGCUUGUGGCCGCGUUACUUGAAGACUACCGUAACGAAGGUUCAGGGGGAGAGGGAGAAGUGAAGGGCCUCCCUUUCCCUGUCGUUGAUGCAUUGUUUGGGAAGUGCGGGCGUUGGAAAGAUUCAUUCUCUGAGGAUCCGGACUUGGUUGCUGAUGGGAUGACGAAGGCCAUUGAAAUCGGGUUUGUGGGUCUAAUUCAAGCACUAGCAUUGCAAGAGAUAGAAGAAGAAGAAUAG